Molecule: messenger RNA, 5438 nt
Organism: Geodia barretti
Lineage: Eukaryota; Metazoa; Porifera; Demospongiae; Tetractinellida; Geodiidae
Source: the annotation of a GenBank genome assembly
CGCGCUGCCUAGCCUGUGCUGCUCUGCUCUGGGCCGGUGGCGGAGAGAGAUUAACACAGAUGACAGAUGGCAGAGAGAGGAAGGCCGAGACGAGGCAGAAUAGAGAAGAAAGGGACGUUUGUUUGUGAGAUCUGCGGUCUCUCCACGCCCUUCCAUUCGUUUGGACAGACCUGUCCGUUUGCCAAGUCUCUAGUGCUUCUUGAAGAAGCAUUCGUGGCACGUGACCCGUUCAACCCUGAUCCUCAGCCCCUAAUUCUGGGAUCCCAGUGUACUUCAUGUCGCAGAGUCGUCUGUGUCUCUUCUUCCUGCAGUGUUUUCUAUACCAAGCGUUUCUGCAUUGAGUGUGUGAAGAAAAAUCUUGAUGAAUUUCCAAAGGAAAUACAGCAGGAGCUGGCAAAAUCUCAGCAAUGAUGACAGUUUUUUUAUCAAAACCCACUAGGAACAACAGGCGCAUGCGCGCAGAUGCAAAAAGGUGGGCGGGGCUGCUCACUUAGCAACGCGCAAGAGAUCGAAGAUGGACAAUGCAGACUUGGAGAAGUUGAAGGUCAGUCAGGGGAAGCUGGUGCCGAAGUUCAAGUCCUCGGUCACGAGCUACUCCCUUACUGUGGCCAGCAACGUUGAGGAGGUGAAGUUUUCCCCGCUCACAGCCGACGGCGGAGCCUCUCACGUCGUCAAGGGUGCAGACGGCAGCAAAGUUGUCAAGUUGACGGACGGGAAACCGGUGGAAGUGGAGGUGAUCGUGACGGCAGAAGACGGGUCGACGACAAAGAGCUACACGGUUCUGACGCGACGUCUCUCCGCGGACGAUGCAACACUCGCUCAGUUGGACGUGUCCGCCGGAGUUUUACAGCCUCCCUUCAGUCCGCUGGUCACCAGGUACGAGUGCAGCCUCCCUAGCGGCGUCGACUCCCUCACCCUUCGCGCCAAGACGGAGGACAGUAAAAUGACGGUGAUCAUGAAGACUGGGGAACCAGUGGGAACUGUACCACUCAACCCAGGACGAACGCUGGUCGAGCUAGCCGUUACGUCGGUCAGUGGGAAGACGACCUCGGUGUACACCAUCACCGCCGUCAAGAGCCGUCUUCCGCCGACGCUGCAACUGAAGGAGAAGAAGGCUCAGUUUGAAUGUGCAGUCUGCUGUAACCUGGUUCACCUCCCGACCAGGAUUCGCGGCAGUGCUGGCGUCUACUGCAGGGCCUGUCUGGAGGAGCUGACUCGAACCAAUAAGACCAAUCCGAUCACUGGAGAGAAGCUGGAGGGGGAAAACUGGCUGGAAGAAGACCUUGCGUGCGACUCUGAGCUUGCAAACGAGACUGCAGUUUGUCACACUGCCACUGGCAUGGUAGAAACAUCCAUGCAGCAGAUUGGAGCAAAGUUGCAGGCUAACAGAAUCGAAGCCAGUAAGACUGAAGAGCCAACUGAGUCCUGUGGGGACUGCAGCAAGAAGGUACCUUCACAAGAUGUGGGCCUACACAAAGAGCUUCUCUGCCCAGCAAAGCACACAGUCUCUCUGCCAAAGACGCAGGUCAAGCCCAGGCCUUGGGAGAACAGACUAGUGGACGAAUCGUGUGGCAGCGACCCACAAGAUCUCCUGAAAAAAGGCCGAGAAUGGGAGACUAAGUAUCUGGAGAGUCUUCCCAAACCAGGAGAGACAGGACACCGAGGCAGAGGUCCUGAUCCCCUGGAGUGCCUGCAGACGGCUGCUCGCUGCUACGGUACAGCUCUCAAGUACUCUCCACAGUCUCUGGAGGCCCACAUAUCUCUGGGACUUGUCAUGGAAGAGUUCUUCUACGCCGAGGAUUUCUUUGGACUCAAGAGAGCUGUCCCUGAUACAGCAGAGGAAGGAGAGGCAGAGAUAUCUUCGAAGGAGGAGGAGUUUCUGGCUAUCUGUCAGCUGCACGGAGUGGCUGCCUCGGCUCCACUGGCUCUCCAGCUGAAGGCAGUGGAGGCAGAGUACCACAGUCUCAGUGUGAAGAGUUCAGACCCCACUGCCUGUUUCCACCUCGGUCGACUCUGCCUCCUGCUGGGAGACAAAGAAGAGGCCCUCAAGUUCCUCAGGAACUCUCUGGCCCAGAGACCAACACACUCUCCCACUAGACUCUGUCUGGGGAUGGCUCUGGGAGAGAAACACGCCAAGCCUCUACUGUGGAAUGGACUAACUCAGUACCUUACACAGCUCCAGGAACUCCACGAAUCACGGAGAGACGUGAAGCAGAAAGAUCUUCACUCACAGGCUUUCUACCGCAGUACAAACACACUCAUUGCUGAGGGAUUCCUGCAGUUGGCUGGUAUAGGAGGCCACAAAUCUCUCUCAGUCGCGUCAUGUCUGCUGGCAGCAACUGCCUUUCUCCCAGAGGCUUGCAUCCUCCGUCGAAACUGCACCUACCGCCAGCUGCAGUGGCUGAGUCUCCAGGCCCGCUCCCUCCUCCUCUCCCUGCUGCAGAAGACCCAGCAGACACAGGCAGCUUUGAGACACUGUCAGGAGCUCUCGGGACUCAUUUCUCACAGUGGACUGGAGUCUUCCCCAAAACUCAGGGCCCUACAGAUGCAGGUGUUUCAGUUGGGAGUGGAGCUGCAGCCCAGCAGUAGCAAGGCUCUCUGUCACCUGGGAACUGGGCAGCUGGCUGAGCAUGAGGUGGCAGGGGACAAGAACAGUCUCUGUGAGGCCGAGCUGUCGUUCAGAGCCAGCAUCGCCAUGGAAGGCAAACCGAUCACUGCAGACAACAUCCCAACUCAGCUAGCCGAGGAGCAAUGGUGGAAGAAGAUGACACAGGGAAAGACAGGGGGAGGGGAGAAGAAGGAAGAAAAGAAGGCAACUCCUCCAGUCACUGCCAGUGGUGCUCAGAAAACAGCCCAGAAAAGUGGAGCUACUGCUAAACAGGCGGUGACAGGGGCCAGAGGUGGACCUCAGACAGGGAGAGGGGGUGUGGCUCAGCCGGCAGGAGGCAGGAAACCAACAGGUGGAGCCUCCAGACAGCCUACCAAACCAGUGGGAAGAGGAACAACCACUGCUCCAGGCAGACCAGGUCAAACAGCAAAGACACCCACCAAGCCACUAGGGAAGACGGUUGCCACAUUAGGUGAACUGAAGACAGGAGCCGGGCCUCCAAAGAAACCUAUAGCGGCAGUUGCAAGCAAGUCCACAGAGAGCGUGAAGACAGAUGAGAAGCCACCCUCCACCCCAAAUGCAGCUAGUCCCACUCCCCAACAACCAGCAGGGAGAGCCGAGAUCAACACAAAGACUCACCACCCGCGGCUGGGUCUGGCUAGGAUCCUCUCCAAGAGUGCCUCGUCUGAUAAGGCCAAAUUAGAGGAGUCUCGCUCUCUCUACCAGGAGGUCAUAUCCAUGACCCCCGACCUCCACGACGCAUACAUAGAGCUCGGAGAGAUGCUCUCCAAGACAGACCCGGUCGCUGCUGUCGACGCCUACGCCCGUUUCCCUUUCUCUGAUCCUCCAUCUUUCAACGAUGCCUACCUCCACGGGGAGAUAGUUCGCCUCCUGAUGUCCAGUGAGAACUACGAUGACCCACGUCUCCUCACCAGUCUGGUGGCCAUGGGGAGAGCUCUAGGUAUCGGAGUCCUGGAGAAACAGGUCUCGGUCUUGGAGAACAAGUUCAAGACUGACCUCCUGAAGAAGGUCUACUCUGGCGUUCAUGGGAAACCCAUUGACGACCCUGACUUGCAGGCUUUCUUCAAAUUCAAGUGCUGGCGAUGAGGAUUCGAACUUACUCUUUUCCGACACUGUAGCUUUUCUACCUGCAUUAAAAUUUGAUCCACCUCUUUGUGCGCAUGCGCGCAACCUCGUGCGCGUUGACGAUAUUAUAAUUAUGGAGGACAGCGUGGUGGAAGACAUACGCACUAGAGUGCGGCUGGAGGAGCAUGGAGUCAUAAAUGCCAGCAGCACCAGUUUUCCCGGGAAUUACCCGGGCUACGACGACAGCUGGGACCUGGAGCGGUUCAAGGCUGGGUUCAAGGUGCAGGUGGUGGGCUGGAACGAGGAGGAGAUGGAGUUUGACAUGAUUGGAGUGGACGCAGCCAUUGCCAACGCCUUCAGGAGGAUCCUCCUGGCAGAGGUUCCUACCAUGGCAAUAGAGAAGGUCUAUAUGUACAACAACACCUCCAUCAUUCAGGACGAGGUGCUGGCUCACAGGCUGGGACUGAUUCCUCUGAAAGUUGAUCCUCGCAAAUUCGACAUGCCUCCAAAAGUGGAGGAAGGAGGGACUUUCCCUCUCCCAGCUCCGGAGUACUCCAGAGAGCUACUGGAGUUCCACCUCAAGGUGAAGUGUACUCGUAACCCCAAGACCCCCAAGGGAGGGGGUGGAACCACUGGGCAGGCCAACUAUCUGCACUCAAGAGUGACUACUGCUGAUAUAAAGUGGCUACCAUUCGGAGACCAGGCAGAGGAGCUGUCAGAUGUGAGACCUGUUCACAAUGAUAUUCUGAUUGCCAAGCUGAGACCUGGCCACGAGAUCGAUGCACGGUUGGUGUGUGUGAAGGGAAUUGGGAAGGACCACGCCAAGUUCUCCCCAGUUGCGACGGCCAGUUAUCGUCUCCUCCCUGAGAUAACUCUCACUAAGCCAGUCCGAGGGAAGAAGGCGGUUAAACUGGCAAAGUGUUUCUCUAGUGGCGUCAUUGAGUUGGUGGAGGACGAGGAUGGUAAGAAGAGGGCGAGAGUGGCAAACCCACGUCUGGACUCCUGCAGUAGAGAGGUGCUGCGUCACGAGGAGCUGAAGGACUGUGUGAGACUGUCUCGUGUCAGAGAACAUUUCAUAUUCUCAGUGGAGUCCACAGGAGCACUGGCCCCAGAUCUACUGGUAGUGGAGGCAGUCAAAGUCCUCAUGGACAAGUGCACCCAUUUCAUUUCUGAACUUGACCGACUCUCACAAUAGAAACGUUCAACAGACCCACAAAAAAUUGGUGGUGGAAAAUUUUUACAGAUCCACAAAAAAUUGAUGCAUCUUUGUGUGGGAUUUUGAUGUAAUGAUGAAGUCAUUCGGUGCCUGUAAAUUGUGUGAAAAUAGUGAUGUGUCCAAUUUUCAGUGAUGUAAUGAUGACAUCAGUUGGAAUGUUUGAGUCUGUAAGCCAUGAAGCGAGCAGAAGGUUGCCUGUUGAUGACGUGACCUGCAGAUGCGGACAGCUCCAGAGCCCACUGUUUCUUGACCUCCUGUGGUUUCUCCUCACUUCCCAUCUCUGAUACUGUGGUGGAGCGAACAUACUGAGCAUUUCAUACUUGGAAAAAAACACUGUGUGGCAUUAAGUUUUUCAUUCACACAUUUUGCAUGCAUUGAGAAAAUGUCUGAAAUUUCACCAUAUGUAUGGCAUUUGCCAUGCAUCUAUGCAGUUUAGUGGACCACUUGUAUGAAAAUCUAACAGACAGCAACUCUAAGACUCAGAUGAAACAGAUAUUUAGCCCCGUACCUUGUCCUUCCACCACGGUG